AUGAUUUUGAGAACUGCUGGUCAAUGCAGAAAUCUUCAAGAACUCGAUCUCAGUGAAUGCUCACAUCUUAACACUGUAAAUAUGAAGAUGAUUUUAGAGGGAUGUAGCUCUCUCCUCCAACUUAAUCUGGCCUUCACUCAUAUUACUAAUGCCACUAUAAGAGUCCUGUCAAGUUGCUGUCUGACGCUGCGGUCUCGGAGUCUCACAUACUGCACAAGUUUCUCUGAUAAAGGCCUGCAGUAUCGGAGCACAGGAAAAGGCUGCCACAGACUCACUUAUCUGGACCUCUCUGGAUGUUCUCAGAUAUCUGUGGAUGGAUUUACAUAUGUCGCUGAAGCUUGCAGCUCACUUCAACAGAUUGUGUUAGACGAUCUACCCACCAUGACUGACACCUGUGUGCAGGUCUUAAUGUCUAAAUGUCGUGUGUUGACUGCGAUUUUCCUAUUGGACUCACCGUAUCUCUCUGAUGUGGCUUUCAAAGCGAUGGCUGAAGUGAUCAGCCUCACCAAGAUCCAAAUAGAAGUUUUAAACUGUGCAUUCUGCAUUUCAGGUAAUAACCGAAUGAUGGACAGCAGCUUGAAGGCCUUAUGCCGAAGCUCUCUGAAACUCAGUGAGGUCCAAAUGUCUGACUGCACUCGCUUGACUGAUGCCAGCUUGAAGUCUUUAGGAAGUCUGACAAAACUGUGCAACUUAAAUAUCUCAGGCUGUAUCAAACAGGCUGCUCUGAAACUGCAGCACUGUGUGCAACACUGGAAACACAGUGACGAUGACGCCCCCUACAGUCAGGACUAA
Molecule: messenger RNA, 792 nt
Organism: Sinocyclocheilus rhinocerous
Lineage: Eukaryota; Metazoa; Chordata; Actinopteri; Cypriniformes; Cyprinidae
Product: F-box/LRR-repeat protein 13-like
Exons: 8
Coding region: 1-792 (263 amino acids)
Biological process (GO): SCF-dependent proteasomal ubiquitin-dependent protein catabolic process
Cellular component (GO): SCF ubiquitin ligase complex
Source: RefSeq, a predicted model, not a curated record